Molecule: messenger RNA, 2268 nt
Organism: Westerdykella ornata
Lineage: Eukaryota; Fungi; Ascomycota; Dothideomycetes; Pleosporales; Sporormiaceae
Exons: 1
Coding region: 1-2268 (755 amino acids)
Source: RefSeq, a predicted model, not a curated record
AUGCCACCUCACGGUCUCUGGCCCAUCCCGCGCCACCAUCUCUACAGCGGCACGACCCACCGCCCUACCUUCAACGCCCAGGAGUUUGCGACCGACGCCAACGAGCCGGACCGCCCAAUCCUCACCGCUAAUAUCUCCGAGACCAACAAGCCAGAACCCAGAGUUGCCACGGGAGCUGGUGCGGCUAUGAACAUUGACGGCGCUAUGGACACUGGAGGCAGGAACGGGAGCGAGCACGGUGUUAGCGACCGCAAGAGAAAAAAGGCGGAAAAGAGGGCAGACCGGGUGAAGAGAAAGGAAGAGAAGCUGCGCCGUAUGAGCAAUGCAACUUCACUGAUGGACUGUGUUGUGACUGAAGGCGCUCAUCAGGCGGCAGUCACUACAGCGCAGCAUCCAGCAGUGGUCCAUCUCGGGUCGUCGAAACCCCUCGGCAGGGCCAGGGCCAUUGCCACUCCUACUAUCGGCCACAAGCGCGUCAAGGAGGAGAAGGAGAAGAGUGCAAGUAAGGACACCAAUGCGGAGACAAACAAGAGCGCAGAUCGACACAGUUCCAUCAAGAUCGAGAAGAAACGCAAGCGCGUAAGCGAAGUCAAUGGUAACACUCACCCUACAGCUCCAAAGACGCGCUCGAACGAUCGGACAGUAAGUGAUUUCUGCAUCGGCCCGGACUUCGUGAAGGAGGUGCAAAGUGCAGUGGCUGGCAUUGGAAAUGCCUUCACGCGCUGUGUUCAGGAGCCGGAGCCGGAGGUAAAGAAGGUGAAGAAGGCGAAGGUAGAGAAAAAAUUCGAGAAGCAAGAGACCCCAACAUUGAGAGCAAGUGAGCAGUCAAUUGGCGUUACGGCUGGGUUAGGCGUAACCCGUUCUCCAUCGAAGACGCAGAAGAAGCAAAAGGGCGAAACAGGUAAUGCCCGGGGCCCCGACCAACAAUCCGCAGCAUCUGCGCCCAGGAAAACUCCCAUACCACUGCCAUCGCCGCCCAGGCCGACAACGUUUGAGGAGUUCCACCAAUCUCCUGCCUGGAAGAAGGCAGUCAUCAACGACCUCCCAGAGACUCCUCCGUCCCUAGCUUAUAGAAGCGCACUUAUUAAGACACCGAUUCCACUACCCAAAUUACCACCCAUCCGGCUUCAUACUUCCGUGGAAGUACUUGGAAGCCGUCAGGAGCCGUCCGCACCCUCAUCUACGCCAACAUCCGCUCAGCCGCAAAGGACCUACGAGUCUACUGCAAUUGCUACUAAGAGACUGAAGCAACCUUUGACGGAUGGGCCGAAACCGAAGCCAAAGCCACGGGCCAAACGCGGUCGGUCCUUGUCGUCAUCCUCUGCCGCAUCCUCACACUCUUCUUCCGUCAGUAUUGCAGACAUGUUCGCCCGCGCCCCAAAAGCACAUGCAAAAUCGGACAGAACGACUAGCUUUUCGGGGCAGGCAAUACAAACCCAGAAGCAACAAUCAGGCGGAACGCACCGCGGACUCACUCUAGAGAAGUUCAACUCGCUUUACCAUGAGAUUCAGCAGAUCAUGAACUUCGAGGCGGAGCAAAAAUAUCUGAACCAGUACCAGGACUGGCAGGUCGAAAAUUCUUAUACAGAGUACGCUUUUCCCUGCCUCGGUGCCGGAAGUGGCUGCACCCCUAAAAAAGAAGGCAUCCUCCGCAUUAGCCGGGAGACAGACAACCUCAGCAUCAAGAAAGCCGUAGCUGCCAGCGGCGGCGACACUGCCGCGUUGCAGGAAGCCGCUGAGCGCGGUAUGCAAGCUGAGAAGUUCCUCAAGCAUGCCAUCCGCGCACGCAUUCCCGUCCCUAUCGGUCAAUUGGAAGGCAUGUGGACUCUCUACUGCCCUCAGUACAGCGCUCAUCACUACGACCGCUAUGGAUAUGGCGCUCGCACAUUGACCAUUUCCCCCAUCGCUGGUUUCAAAGACAAGAAUGUAUACACUGCUCGCUUGACUAUCCCCCCACGCUCAAUGGCAUAUUCGAUCCUCACUUUCUCCGUCCCGCCGCAUGCUAGUUUCCGCACCACAGAGGUGAAGACGGCGCCAGAGGGGUACACGAUGGAUCUUGUCUUUCUUGGGAAUGGGUAUUUGAAGCUUAGGGUGGAUCUGAAUCUGCUGCUCAAGGGGAAGCCGACAGAGCAUGUGGGUGGCAGGAAGGUGUGGAUGGAGUUCUUGGGAGUGAAUGAAGGCGCCGUGGAGUGGGACGCUGGGAAGAAGGAAGAAAGAGAGAAAGAGAUGAGGGAGCUGUUUGCGAAGUUUGGGGGGUUGGAAGGUUGA